Vigna radiata var. radiata (mung bean) is the source of this 478-nucleotide messenger RNA. Its product is annotated as heavy metal-associated isoprenylated plant protein 32-like. The coding region runs from base 63 to 416 and encodes 117 amino acids. The record is from RefSeq and is a predicted model, not a curated record. NCBI's taxonomy places the organism in Eukaryota, Viridiplantae, Streptophyta, Magnoliopsida, Fabales, Fabaceae. The transcript has a single exon.
UCUUCAUUAUUAGAUUUGAUUCAUUUGACUGUAAAAGAAAUUGUUAUUGUUGUUGUGCAGGUAUGUAUUUUGUGAAAAUAGAUACAGGUGGAGGGAAAGUGGUAGUGGCAGGGGAUGUGGAUCCAGAGAAACUGGUGAAAAAGAUAAAGAUGGGAGGGAAACAUGCUGAGAUAUGGGGUGGCCAGAAUAGGAACCAUCAAAUCAACCCUAAAUUCCAGAAUUUGCAAGUUGAUAACAACAAAGUGGGAAGGGACAGUAAGUCCCAUGCCAGAAGGGUCAGAAAGGUGGUGAUGGUGGUAGAGGAGGUAAACGUCAAGGUCAAGUUGGUCAGUGGGAGGGCGAAGGAAGCGCGGAGGAGCGAAAGAGGUGAUCAGUGGUUGGAGGAAAGAAGAAGCAUCGCCCCCACGUGGAUUUGAUGAUUUAAAACACAUCAUCCAUUCAAUUUUAAUGCACAAUGCCACGCCAUCAAAACAUAAGA